CCUUGUUGCUGUGAUUCUCGGAGCGAUUGCACUUCGUUUCGGGAAAUAAUGUCACUGUGGCCAUAAAUCGGCGUUUUUGAAGUGGAAUAGUCGAUAAAGUUGUAGAGCAAUGGAGUCAUCAAUACCGCAACAUGGUCAAACUAUUCUCGGCGAUAACUUCAACGAAGAUGAAACAGAAUUACAAUUUCUAAAGUCAAAACCAACAUGCUUUAUUGUUCUUGGAAAACCUGGUUGUGGUAAAACUACUAUUUCUCAAAGACUAGCGCAGAUGUGGAGAUGUGAACUUGUGCAUGGCACAGAGAUGAUACAGAAUGAGAUGGAAAUGUCGACUGAAGUUGGAAAGAAAAUGCAUGAACUGUUGCUGAAGGGGGAAGCUCUGUCCAGUGAAUUUGUGAUGCAACUUAUAAGAGAGAAAAUUCUCUCACCAGAAGUCCAGCACCAUGGAUAUGUUCUCGAUGGGGUUCCGUGCCAAGAUGAAGACGUCAUGUCUGUCCAAGACCAAAUCAAAAUGGUCAAGGGAUGGAAACUUAAGCCGGAUUUUAUUAUCAAUAUAAAGAUUCCUGACAUGGAUCUAAAUGAGCGUCGUGUUGGCCUCCGAGUUGACCCUAUAACCGGUGAUUUAUAUUGUCGCGAACAAUGGGAUCCAGACCGUGCUCCGAAGCCCCCAAAAUCCCCCUCACUUGGGGAGGAAGAGGGGGAAAUAGAUGAAGAGGAAGAGGAAAUAACGGAUGAGACAGAAGAAGUGACAGUAACAGAAUUCUUCGAGGUUGACGUGGAAACGAAAGAACGACUCGUCAAAUUUCCUGAAAAUUUACCAGAAUAUGUGACUCAGCAUACUGAGAUGUUCAAGGAUUUAGCCUUGAAGCCGUUGGAGGAAUACAUGGCUGACCACGACCAGCAAUAUUUAAUAGAAUUAGACGGUAAUCUCACUCCUAAUAUGCUGUUUCAACAACUGGUUAACAAACUGGAUACCUACGUUCUGAGAAGAGCCGCAGUGCCUAUGAGGUUGCAGAAUCCAGAUGAGGAAGAGCUACCUGAUGAAAUUGAGACGGAAGAACUUCUACGCACUCUUGCUGCUUAUCAAAUGCCCGCACCAAGGUAUAGAUGGAGAAGAAGUAAAUGGGGGAGGAUAUGCCCCGUUGCACUCAAAGAAGGGAGUAUUUUACAGGGGAAGCCAGAUCUAGCCGUCAGUUUUCUAGACAAAAUGUACAUCAUGUCCUCUCCGGAAGCGAUGACAAAGUUUUUAAAGAAUCCGAGACCAUAUUUACUCCCUCCGUUACCGAAACCUCCUUGUAAGAUUUCCAUCCUAGGAUUCCCAGUGUCAGGGAAAACAUCUCUAUGCAAAGUACUGGCUGAUAGAUAUGAGGCUGUAGUUCUUGACGUGAAUGAACUGAUGAAAGAUAAAUUCGCUGAGGCACGAAAAGAAUUGGUUGACAAAGCAAGACAGGAUGCAUUGGAGUCUGCUAUCAACCUUGUGCAGAACAAGCUGGAACAAGAAGCCACUGAACGAGCUGAUGCCAGAAGGAAAGAAGAAAUGGAGAGGGAGGCUGCAGCUGUGGCCGAAAAGGAGGGAGAGGCAGAAGCAGAGGGGGAGAAAGAAGAAGGUGAGGAGCCACCUAGUGGUGGAGAAACGUCCACAACAGCAGUGGAAGAAAGCACAGAGGAAACUAUCACGUCUGAUGCAAGGGAAGCGAGUCCUGUGCCUACUGUGACAGAGGAACAUCCUGAGGUCUUGAAGAUUGUCUCAGAAGCAGUCAGUAAAGCAGAAGAAGAAGAAAUUAAACUCCCAGCUGAUAUUUUCGUUGCCGUCCUCAAAGAAACGAUUGAUCGAAUAAUCGCAGAAAGAUUGGAAGCCGACCCUGAUGCUGCAAGGGAUGGUGGUUGGAUAUUGGACAACUUCCCAACAUCUAAGGAACAGUGGGGAGCGAUGGCCGAGGCUUCAUUGCUGCCUGAUGAAGUUAUUUGUCUCACAGAUAAAAGCCCGAACAAUGAGCUGCUCCGCAAAAGAUAUUAUGAACAAAACAAAGAUGCCGUCACUGAGAAAUUCAGAGAUCGCUUGAUUAGAGAAAAAAAGAAACUGCUUGAGGAAGAAGAAGAGAUUCAUCAUCAGAGGGAAGCGCUUGAACAGGAGGAAGGCGCUGAAAAAAGUGGGGGAGAGACUGCGACGGAGGAAGGGGGGACAGUUGCGACUGAGGAGGAACCGGCUGAAGAGGGAGAUGAGCAUACCACGAUCACUUCUCAAGCUGAGACUGCUAAGACAGAAACUUCAAUCAGAGUGAAACUGCAACAAGAGAUUGAAGAGUUGAAAUCGACUUAUAUUGGAAUACCAUCAGGUGAUGCCCCAGAAUUCAAUGAAUUCAGAGAAAGCCUGCAGAAUUUUGAGAAAGAGUGGGCGUCUCUACAAAACUCGAUCGGUGGUGUGGCAUCAACACGACCUCUAGUGGUCAAUGUACAAGAUAAAGAGAUCGACAAUAUUGCAGCGGAAGCCAGAGAAAGAAUAGAAAGUCCAUUCGGCUACCAAGGAUGGGAUUUCUCUGGUAUGGAUGUCGAUGAAGAAGAGGAAGACAAUAAUGCUGAUGCCGAUGUUGGGGUCGAAGGUGAACAGGAAGAGGAAGAUGAGGAAGCAUUAAGACAUAAACGGAAACAUUUCGGUUUUGCUAAACAUUAUGAUCCCGUAGCUUUGAAGGAUGAUUUUGUCCUGUGGCCUGGAAACCCUGACAUUGCUGCGAAAUAUCGAGAGAAGAUUUAUUAUUUCAAGUCUCCUGAGAACAGAACCAGAUUCGUCAGCAAACCAAUGGAUUUCCUGCCAACUAAAGAACCACUUGGCCCCCCACCCCCCAGAGUUUUAAUGCUUGGGGCCCGGGGCGCUGGAAAAACAAUGCAUGGUCGAUGGCUCGCUGAGAAGUUGGGAAUUUUCCACAUCUCAUUCCGAGAACGGCUUCAGGAACUGAUUUUGCCUAAAACCGGCCGCAAGAUGGGGCCAGAGCAUGAAGAAGACCAUUUAUUAGCGAAAGAAUUCUUGGUCACUGUGGAAGAAGCCGUUAAGAAAGCUAUUGAGGAAGAUCCUAAUGCUGAGGCUCCCGCUGAAGAGGAAGAAAAAUUUGAUCUUGAUGAUGAACAGGAAGCGAUUCGAGCGAAUCUAGUGGAUGACGAACCGUUGCCCGUUGAAAUUUUAGAGAAAAUCGUGCCGCAGUGGUUCAGAGAGGAACCAUACAAAUCCACUGGCUUCAUUCUGGAAGGAUUCCCUCGAACACCAGAGGAAAGUCAGUUCCUGUCUCAGAGUGGAUUGUUUCCUGAUGCCGCUGUUUUACUCAUGGUUGAAGAUACAGAUGUUGUUGACAGACUUCUGCCUCCUAGAAUGGAAAAAUGGAUCAAACGUCGGGAUCAUAAGAAUGCCAAGAAAAAUAAAAUCAAGGAAACAAAGACAAAGAUUAGGAAUGACAAGAUUGAAGUACGCCGUCGAGAACUCAUGAACGAGCGUGAAGCGGCUCGAGCAGCGAAAAUCGCUGAGAAGUUAGAGAACGCUACGGAGGGGGGGGAAGAGGGAGAAGUUGAGGAGGAUGAAGAGGAAGAAGACAUUGAAGAGAUUCUCGCUCAAGAAUUUGAGGAGGAAGAAGAAGGAGAAGAAGAAGAGGAGGAACAAGAGGAAGAUGCGAGAGACAGGAUGAGAGGAGAGUUUGGGGAAAAGUUUGAUGAUGAUGUCACUAAAUUACAGACUGUCCAAGAACAGCUUGAAGAAAGCAUGAUUCCUCGUAUUGAAGUGCAAGCCAGUAAGAAGCCGAGGAUUGUUCGAUAUCUGCUCGAUCAGAAAAUGAAACCACUAGUGGAGAACAGGAGCAGUUUGUUUGAAAAAGUUUUCCCAGUAAGUUUCGAACUCGCUUCCAAGAUGUUACUGACGGGAUACAAGCACCCAAGUUCGUUUGGGAGAUGGGACCCAGUUAAGCUCAAAGAUGAUAACGAUGUUGUCCAGCCAAUCUCGACACCGAUAAGCCCGCUAUUCCCUGUAAUAUACCACCAUCACAUCUACUUUCUCUCCUCUCUUAACUCUCGGACAAAAUUUAUGGCGGACCCGCUUGCGUAUGUUCUCCACCAACCGCCAGCAAAACCUGUGGUACCGAUACGCCUAGCUGUGAUUGGGCCUCCCAAAUCAGGAAAAACCACGCUGGCAAAUAGAUUUGCAAGGGAGUGCGGAGCGAUGCGUAUUUCUGCAGGAGAGGCGAUCAGGCAUGUCCUCACAAAGCAACCCAAGUCUUCUCUUGCGAUUCAUAUCAACUCUCAUCUUUACCAAGGAGCUGUUGUUCCAGACGCUCUCACCGCGGAAGCCAUAGCUACUGUUAUGUUGGAUACCACUUGUACCACUAGAGGGUAUGUACUUGAUGGUUUUCCUUGCACCAAACAGCAAGUUGAGUUGUUGCACAAGAAAUGUAUCGUACCUGUUCGCAUCAUUGAGCUGAAGAUAGAAGGAUCAGAAGUCGUUAAACGAGCGGCGAGUGACAGGCUGUCUGCGGAUAGAAUCUUCCCACUUCAUGACAGCGAGGAGGCAUUUGUGAUCAAACUUGCUGCAUUUGAAGAGAACGUUGGGGGAGUUAGAGACUGGUACAAAACACAGCACCAGAAUUGGGUGGAGAUUGAUGGAAAAUUAUCGAAGUGGAGACUUUGGGAAGUUGCUCUCAAUGAUUCUAAAGAUUCUAUCAGAAAGAUACAAAAUUACUUGGACAGGAUUGCGAGAGGUGAAGCAGCCAGACUCAAUGAUCUAUGCAUCACACCACCUGAAUUCCAUGCCAGACUGAGCCAGUAUGGGGAGUACUGUCCUGUGGCCCUCAACAAACGUGGAGAGCUAGUCGAUUGCUCAGUGACUCCAUCUUUGGAACUGGCCGCAGAAUUUAGAUCAAGAUAUUACAAGAUUGGUUCGAAAAUGGAUUUAGAUGAGUUCUUGGCCAACCCUGAGCAGUAUGUUCCACCUCUUGCAACACGUGAAUUACCACCCCCAGAGCUCCUGCCACAUCGCAGAACUCGAGCCGAAGUCAAGUCUAUGUUCCCGAAACAAGUCGAACUUAAAGGUUAUUGCCCUGUGUCAUUCCUGGAUGGGAAGUUAAGAUAUGAAGCUCUCAUUGAAGGGAAUCCUGAGUUAGUGGUUGAAUACAGAGACAAACUCUUUGUUUUCGAAACUGAAGAAAAACUCCAGAAAUUUAUGAGAUUGCCUGAAAAAUAUUUUGAUCUGAAACUUCCUCACAAACUACCACCGAAAAAGCAACCGAUGGACAUCACUUCUCUUCCAAUGCUUGGUUAUCUUGAGCAAGGAGCGGCAACUUCGAUCAUAAAAGCUCUGACUUCAGUCGGUUGUUUCAAACCAAAGUUCCCGUUCAUUUCUGUUACAAGAAGUUGCCUCCUGUUUGUGGCUUAUCAUUUGAAAGCGUACAAUCCAAAAGCUUCACCCUACGUUCGCAAGAAGUACAAACAAAAACUGGAAAACUUUCAAAAAAAUUGCGAACUUAUCACCUAUCUUGGAUCGAACAUGACGAAGCGUUAUCGCGAUCCUGCAGAGCGUCCUAUUGACUUUGACCACAAGAUGGGGCAGUUUCUUAGUUUACAAAAUUCAGUCCCAAUUGAGGGGUGGGCCAAGUAGUUCUUUUCACUGUGUUAAUUCCUGAGAAAUUUUAAAGUUUUGUUCGUAAUAUUAAAAAAGUUAGGAAUCCCUUAAUCUGGGAACCAGCACAUUAAAAAGAACAAUAUGACUCAAUAGGGGUUAGUUGUACAUUUAUGAAUUACCACCGCACAAUUUUUUAAUGCUUCUGGUAUUCAAGAUUACUCACAGCCUUCUAUUUUUAAUGGAAAAGUAAAUAUACAUACUAAUAUAUAUACUUAAAGUGGAAUACGUUUAGCACUGUAUGUCUAUAUAAAUAAAUUUGGGCGCUCCAUAAGAGUGUGUACCAAUAUG
Molecule: messenger RNA, 5938 nt
Organism: Styela clava
Lineage: Eukaryota; Metazoa; Chordata; Ascidiacea; Stolidobranchia; Styelidae
Source: RefSeq, a predicted model, not a curated record